Rhizopus microsporus ATCC 52813 is the source of this 483-nucleotide messenger RNA. RefSeq lists its product as uncharacterized. The coding region runs from base 6 to 266 and encodes 86 amino acids. The record is from RefSeq and is a predicted model, not a curated record. The transcript has a single exon. NCBI's taxonomy places the organism in Eukaryota, Fungi, Mucoromycota, Mucoromycetes, Mucorales, Rhizopodaceae.
AAGAAAUGAAACUUUCAAACUUUGGAUUCCUUUUGGGACUGUGCGCUAUUAACUCUGAAAUUUUGGCACAAACAUUUGAUAAUGCUCAAGCUGACAUGUUGAAUUAUCAUUCUCAAAUUGACCAUCUUGCUCGUCGCAAUUUUUAUAACUGGAACCCCGGCUGGAGUGGUUGGAACGGCUGGGGAGGUUGGGGAGGCUGGGGAACGCCUCCUACACCUCCCACACCUCCCACACCUCCCACUCCUCCUUCAUCAGUUUGGUAUUAACCAUUCAUGUCGUAUCCUAUAGCAAAUACUCUUUAUAUACAUUUGAGUACAAUCUCUAUUUUUUCUCUUUUCUGCCAUCAAUAAAUCAUCUUAUAUUCUUGGUCUUUUCAUAUCGUUUUUUACUUUAUCCCAAGAAAUGCACAUGCCAUCUCUAUAGAGAAUUGAUGACUUUUCUAGUAAUUUGAAUAAAAAGAAAUGUAGAUAUAAGGCGUUCUUU